CGAUGCCAUGCUAACUCCAACGCGCGUUCUCCGCGCAUCCUACUCAUCAACUCUCCGCCUGCCCAAAUCACCGUUCCCGCCCCGUCCACUCCCGGAGAAGACACCGCUCUACUUGCAACGAUGCACUGAUGACCUCUACGCCUGGCAGCGUGCGCGCAAAGCCAAACCUUUCACCCUCCACGAUGGCCCGCCGUACGCCAAUGGCCCAUUACACAUCGGCCACGCCCUAAACAAGAUUACAAAAGACGUCAUAUGUCGCUUCCACGUCUCCCAAGGCAACAAAGUGUCCUACAUCCCCGGCUGGGACUGCCACGGCCUCCCUAUCGAAAUUAAAGCGCUACAAGCCGCGAAGAAGUCCCUAGGCGACACUGAUGCAGUCGCUAUUCGUAGCGCUGCGCGCGAACUUGCUGCUACCACCGUCGAGGCGCAGAAACAUGGGUUUAGAGAAUGGGGCGUUAUGGGCGAUUGGGACAAUGCGUAUAAGACCAUGGAGAAGGGCUUUGAGCUGAGGCAGCUUGAGGUCUUCAAGAAAAUGUGGGAGAAGGGGCUGGUGUACAGGCAGUUCAAGCCUGUUUACUGGAGUCCGAGCUCGAGGACGGCGCUGGCGGAGGCGGAGCUCGAGUAUGAUGAGGGGUAUAAGAGUCUGGCUGCGUUUGUGAGGUUUCCGACGCAGAUCACGAAGGACCUGAUGGCGAAGCUGCAAGACAAGGGUGUAAAGGGCAAUGUCAAUGUGGUCAUUUGGACCACUACACCUUGGACGUUGCCUGCGAAUAAGGCCAUCGCUGUGCAUAGGGAUAUGGAGUACUGCGUUGUCAGGGAUGCAGGAAAAGACAGCGAGCUGACGUUCGUCGCCGCAACAAGAGUGGCAGAGUACGAGAAAGUACUUGAGCGCAAGCUCGAAGUUGUUGUGUCUAGGCUACGGGGAUCAGACCUUGCUGGGAACCUCCAGUACGAGAACCCUUUCCAGAAGGCUAGCGGGCCACAGCCAAUCAUUCACGCAGAUUUUGUGACCGACUCGUCUGGUACUGGACUAGUCCACUUUGCGCCUGGUCACGGAAUGGACGACUACCACGUCUGCCAGGCCAUGGGAAUACCGGCAUUUGCGCCGGUCGACGACGCUGGUACAUUCACAAAAGAUGCUUUCCCCGAACAGCCAGAGCUCCUUGAAGGUCUACCUGUCUCUGACGAGAAGAAGACCGGUACACGAGCCAUCUGCGACUACCUCGAGAAGCAAGGCCUGCUUCGCGCGAAACAGAACUACCGACACAAGUACCCCAUUGAUUGGAGGACGAAACAGCCAGUCAUUGUGAGAGCGACCGAACAGUGGUUCGCUGAUGUUGGCGAUCUCAAAGAUGCUUCAAUGAAAGCUAUUGCUGAUGUGAACUUCCUUCCUGAGACUGGCCGACCACGACUAGAGAGCUUCAUUCAGGGCCGAAGUCAGUGGUGUAUUUCGCGCCAGCGCGCAUGGGGUGUGCCAAUUCCUGCGCUGUACAAGGUUCAAGGCGACUCACUAGAGGCCACUAUGGAUGCGAAAACCAUCGGGCACCUGAUUAACACCAUCAAAGAGCGUGGCAUCGAUGCCUGGUGGACAGAUGCUCCCUCAGAUCCAAUAUGGACACCCUCUCAUCUCGCUGGAACAGGGACAUACGUACGCGGACGCGAUACAAUGGAUGUAUGGUUUGACAGUGGCACAUCCUGGACGCUUCUGCCGCAACUCAAGGACGGUCCGGUCGCAGAUGUCUACCUUGAAGGCACCGAUCAGCAUCGUGGAUGGUUUCAAUCUUCGCUCCUCACCCGCAUUGCCACGCAAGAUUACUCCUCCGGCACUGCACAUGCACCAUACAAGACACUUAUCACACACGGCUUCACACUGGACUCAGACGGUCGCAAAAUGAGCAAGUCAUUAGGCAAUGUCAUUUCACCCUCCCAGAUCAUGAAUGGCGAGCUUCUCCCACCCGUCAAGCGUAAGAAGCAGAAGGGACAAGCUGCACUGCCGUAUCCAACAUACGAUGGUAUGGGCGCUGAUGCACUGCGUCUGUGGGCCACCAGCAGCGACUACAUGCGUGAUGUCACCAUUGGUCAGCCUGUGCUGCAGUCCGUCAACCAGGCUCUACACAAAUACCGAGUGACCUUCAAGUGGCUUCUUGGCGUGCUCUCGUUGCCCUCCUGCCCACCUACUUUCCAAUCAUUCAACGCUCUGCGCGAUGAGCUUCCGACUUCUUCACUCCUAUCCGAUACGUUGGCGCAGCAUAGACUCGCCCAAAUCUCAGCAGACAUACACACAUACUACGCCCGCUAUGAAUUCUUCAAGUCUCUGAGCACGCUGAACAGAUAUAUCGCUGCUGAUCUCAGCGCGUUUUACUUUGAGACCCUCAAGGACCGCAUCUACACCGGUCAUACCUCUGAUUGCGUCACUCUGCAGUCACACCUGGGACUCAUCUUCUACGAGCUCUUGCAAAUCCUCGCCCCGAUCACACCGCUACUCGUCGAAGAGGUGUGGGAUCACGUACCCGCUGCUCUCAAAGAAAAGAGUAUACAUCCAUCACAAGCCGUCUGGACAGCGCUACCCACAACAAAUGCAGCAACGAGUAAAGCCCUGGAUGGCGCACUGGACAGAAUAAACGAGAUCAGCAACGCUGUCAAAGUCGCUCAAGAGCACCUCAGAACGUCGAAGAAGAUCGGCUCUGGCCUCGAAACAGCAGUCACACUCGUCAUGUCGCCUGACGCGAUUUACGAGUUCAACGCCCUUCUACAGUCAUGUGUCCCGCAUGUCGAGCUCGACGUGCGGACCCAACUCUCAGGGCUCUUGGUUGUCAGCGAUUUUGAGAUGAGCGCUACACAUCCGGACAAAGCAGAUGUGUGGGACAGGUCGGCGUGUGAGCCUGUUGUGACCACGAAUGAGGAUAGUGUUCUGGCAGGCGCAAGGGUGAUUGUGCAUCCACCCCGGCUGGAGAAGUGUCCGAGGUGUUGGCGUUUUGCUAAGAAGGCCGAGGAGGAGCUUUGCCAGAGGUGCGAUGAUGUGAUUAAGGAGGUUGUGUAAGAGUAUUUGAUAUGAUUAUAGGAAAGAUAUGCAUGACUGUCAACUUUACCUUUAUGACAAAAAGGCUCCAGCAGGAUCUGACCACCAGUCCACUUCCGUAUACCCAUUGUAAUCAACAUCAAUGUCAACCCAAACAACUUCCAGGCUAUUGGAUCAACCUCAAGGCUCACAGCACGGAGGCGGUGGAUCAUGCCGCACAGCAACAUACUCAACAUACUCAGCUACCAUCUCAAGAUCAGGUUCUAGCUCAGUAUCAUUCGCA
Molecule: messenger RNA, 3302 nt
Organism: Didymella exigua CBS 183.55
Lineage: Eukaryota; Fungi; Ascomycota; Dothideomycetes; Pleosporales; Didymellaceae
Product: isoleucyl-tRNA synthetase
Exons: 1
Coding region: 8-3040 (1010 amino acids)
Biological process (GO): isoleucyl-tRNA aminoacylation
Cellular component (GO): cytosol
Molecular function (GO): ATP binding; isoleucine-tRNA ligase activity; tRNA binding
Source: RefSeq, a predicted model, not a curated record